UCAAGCUUAAGCCAUUUUGCAAUUUCCACUAUCCCCUUCCCUCUCUCUUUGCAAAGUUUUUAUUUGUCUAUCAGUUUCGCCUGCUCCUUGAUUUCCUUUAAUGGACACUCAAAACUUACUCUUCUUGUUAUGUUUCUUUGUCAUUUCUCUUUUCUCAGGUCAGCAACAAGUUGUUGAAGGUUCAAGGGUGUCUCCCUUUCCUUUCAGACCCAAGAAGCUGUUUGUGUUUGGAGAUUCCUAUGCUGAUACAGGGAACAACAGGAAAGAUUCGGCAAGUUCCUGGAAAUAUCCUUAUGGAAUUACAUUUCCUGGGAAACCUGCUGGCCGUUUCUCUGAUGGUCGUGUCUCCACUGAUUACAUUGCCGGGUUCUUGGGAAUCAAGACGCCAAUACCAUACAGAUGGAGGAAACAACUAGCUGGUCGCCUGAAGUAUGGGGUGAACUUUGCUUAUGGAGGGACAGGGGUUUUUGACACGUUGGCUCAGGAGCCAAACAUGACCACCCAGAUCGAUUUCUUGCAACAGCUUCUCAAUGAGUCGGUCUACACAAAAAGGGGCUUGAAAACUUCUGUGGCAUUUGUCAGCGUUGCAGGGAAUGACUACUCAACUUACACUGCCACCAACGGCUCUGCUGAGGGUUUUCCAGCCUUUAUUUCAAGCGUUGUGAGCCAAAUUACUGUGAACUUGAAACGCAUCCAUGACUUGGGAGUGGGAAAAAUAGCGGUGAGUGCCCUGCAACCAUUGGGGUGCCUCCCUCGAAGCACCGCCCGAUUCUCCUAUCAACACUGCAACGAAACUGAAAACACCCUUGUUAAUCUCCAUAACCAGUUGCUGGCUCAAGCUGUGAACAAUUUGAACAAACAAGCCAACAGCACCUCUUUCUUUGUUCUUGAUAUUUAUAAUGCCUUUUGGACCAUUUUCAAUGAGAAAGAAGCUCAUCAAGAAAGUCCAAAGUUUGAGAAUCCAUUUCAACCAUGUUGUGUUGGAGUGAGUGCUGGAUUUUCAUGUGCAAGUGUAGAUGAAAAUGGAGCAAAAAAGUACACACUCUGCUCAAAUCCUAAAUCAAAAUUCUUUUGGGAUACGGUUCACCCGACAGAGGAAGGAUGGCAAGCUGUAUAUUCAACUCCAGCUUUCCAAAACAGCCUCAAGCAACUUUGGUAGAAAUCACCAUCAAAAGUGACCUUGUCACUUUCUAAUGUUGACUUCUUGUUCUUGGUAUCUGUCAAAUCCUUCGUAGUAUCUUUUAUUCGUUUGUUUAGUACUUUUCCUGAUGUUAUCUUGGCUUGAAUAAUAAUAAUGGUGAGGAUGAUGAUGAUGAUACUUCUGUCUAAUGUACUUGAAUGGAUGUCAUUGGUUGUUGAUUUUUUGUUUGAUUAGCUGCAACCUUCCUAUAUGGA
Messenger RNA from Durio zibethinus, 1395 nucleotides. RefSeq names its product GDSL esterase/lipase At5g03610-like. The record is from RefSeq and is a predicted model, not a curated record. Gene Ontology annotation, molecular function: hydrolase activity, acting on ester bonds. NCBI's taxonomy places the organism in Eukaryota, Viridiplantae, Streptophyta, Magnoliopsida, Malvales, Malvaceae.